Messenger RNA from Hibiscus syriacus, 576 nucleotides. Its product is annotated as bidirectional sugar transporter SWEET2-like. The coding region runs from base 13 to 486 and encodes 157 amino acids. The record is from RefSeq and is a predicted model, not a curated record. Gene Ontology annotation, biological process: carbohydrate transport. Gene Ontology annotation, cellular component: membrane. Lineage: Eukaryota; Viridiplantae; Streptophyta; Magnoliopsida; Malvales; Malvaceae. The transcript has 4 exons. Gene Ontology annotation, molecular function: sugar transmembrane transporter activity.
AAUGUGCUGGUUAUGACGGUUAAUUCAAUUGGUGCAGUUUUUCAAAUAACGUACAUUAUCAUCUUCAUCGUGCAUGCCGAUAGAGAGAAAAAGAUUAGGAUGAUUGGGUUGCUACUGGCAGUUUUUGGCUUUCUGGCAAUCAUAGUUGCUGGAAGCUUGCAGAUAGCCGACCGAGGAAUGCGAUGGAUCUUUGUUGGGUUAUUAAGUUGUGCUUCUCUCGUAUCAAUGUUUGCUUCCCCGUUGUUUAUAAUCAAUUUAGUAAUUCGAACAAAAAGUGUUGAAUUCAUGCCAUUCUAUCUCUCCCUCUCAACAUUCUUGAUGAGCACCUCGUUCUUCCUAUAUGGCAUCUUUAACUUCGACGCCUUUAUUUAUGUUCCAAAUGGAAUCGGAACUGUUUUGGGGAUUCUGCAACUCAGGUUGUAUUUCUACUAUAAAACAAAGUCUGUCGAAGAAUCCCGAGAACCACUCAUGGUGUCACAUGCGUAACUCUUGCUUUUUCUUUGAAUAGGUAAUUACCUCUAUAUUCUGCUUCGAUGAUUUUCCGUUUGUAUGCUGGUGCAAAGUUUUUUGAUGUUG